GUGGUGGGGAUUGUCCCUCCAGGGGCGAAGUUUGCGCGAAUGCCCAGCCUGCCUGAGUCAUCCGAGUUGCCUUUCUUCUCUCACACGGUCUCUCCAUCAAUAAGAGAUAGCGGAAGUUUAGCGGUGGAUCAGCAGCCCCACACGCCGGAAGUGGAGGUCGCCCUAUUCACUGGCAGCAGAGAGAGACACAGAGAGAGAGGGAGAGGGAGAGGUGAGAGGGAAGGAGAGCGAGGAGGGGCGGUGGAGGAGAGAGGAGAGAGGAGAGAGGCAGCGGCAGCCGCAGCCCCGAUGGCUGCCAAGUCGGACGGGCUGUUAAAGAUGAUGAAGAAGAGCGACGUGGCUUUUACUCCUCUGCAGAAUUCCGAGCACAGCAACCCGGGGCAGCGGCAUCAGGAGCGGCAUCAGCAGCAGCAGCAGCAGCAGGAGCAGCAGCAGCGGCAGCCCGGGGACGAGGAGGAGCGGCAGCAGGGCAGCCCCGGGCACGGCUCGGCCGAGCUGCCGCCCCGCUGCUGCACCGGGCUAUGCCGGGGUCGCUGCCUGCGCUUCGCCCGGCACCAGCGCUACACGCUGUGGGACGGGCUGUGGAUCGUGGCCGCUGUCACCGUCUAUUUCUCGGACGUGGGCACCGACGUGUGGCUGGCGGUGGACUAUUACCUGCAUUCCCGUUACUGGUGGUUCGGCUUGACUCUCUUCUUCGUGGUGCUGGGCUCGCUGGCCGUGCAGGUCUUCAGUUUCAGGUGGUUCAUCCACGACUUCAGCGCCAGCAGCGGCGCGGCCGUGCAGAGCGGCAGCCCUGUGGAUGGCAAGGUGCUGGGCAGCGCCGGGGCCAGCGGCGAGACCGAUGCCCGCUCGCCACAGAGGCAGCCUUCAAACACCAGGACCGACAACACGAGCAAAAGCAACAAGGCAUCCUCCUGUUCCUUCUGCGUCUGGCUCCUGCAGUCUAUCAUCCACAUCCUUCAGCUCGGGCAGCUCUGGAGAUAUCUGCGCACUAUAUAUCUCGGUAUCAGAAGCCGGCAGAGUGGGGGGCUUGACCGCUGGCGAUUUUACUGGAACAUGGUGUAUGAGUAUGCGGAUGUAAGUAUGUUACAUCUGCUGGCAACGUUUUUGGAAAGUGCUCCACAGCUUGUGCUGCAGCUGUGCAUUGUGAUUCAGAGCCAUCGCUUAGAAGCACUUCAAGGCCUUACAGCUGCUGCAUCUUUGGUAUCAUUGUCUUGGGCCUUGGCAUCGUACCAGAAGGCACUUCGAGACUCCAGAAAUGAUAAAAAACCUAUCAGCUACCUGGCUGUUAUCAUUCAGUUCUGUUGGCAUUUCUUCACCAUUGCAGCCAGAGUUAUCACAUUUGCCUUGUUCGCAUCAGUUUUCCAACUCUAUUUUGGGAUCUUCAUAGUUUUACAUUGGUGCAUCAUGACUUUCUGGAUCGUUCAUUGUGAGACAGAGUUCUGCAUUACCAAGUGGGAAGAGAUUGUAUUUGACAUGGUUGUGGGAAUAAUCUAUAUUUUCAGUUGGUUCAAUGUUAAAGAAGGAAGGACUCGGUGCCGCCUGUUUAUCUACUACUUUGGAAUCCUUUUGGAAAACACUGCCUUGAGUGCUCUGUGGUACUUAUACCGAGCACCUCAAAUAACUGAUGCUUUCGCCAUCCCAGCGCUUUGUGUUGUAUUUAGUAGCUUUUUGACUGGAAUCGUUUUUAUGUUGAUGUAUUAUGCCUUUUUUCAUCCAAAUGGCCCAAGGUUUGGCCAGUCACCAAGCUGCGCUUGUAAGGAACCCGUGACCACUUUCAAUUUGCCAGUAGAUGUGUCGGCAAAUGCGUUGAGGUCUGUUUCUCAAAACAGGGAACAGAAACUCCCAGAAAGGGAUAGUUGUAUGCCUGUUUUUCAGGUCAGACCAACAGCACCCUCCACACCAUCUUCGCGCACCCCACGAAUAGAAGAAACAGUGAUCAAAAUUGACCUUUUGAGAAACAAGUAUCCAGCUUGGGACAGACAUGUUUUGGACAGAAGUCUGCGAAAAGCCAUCCUUGGUUUUGAGUGUGCAUCCUCGCCACCUCAGCUCCAAUACAAGAAUGAAGCCCUCAUUGAAGAACGGCUGGAGUAUGAAACAACUCUGUGAUAAAUUAACAAGUGGUUCUGUUAAGGACGCACGUUGCCAAAACAGAGGCUGAAACUAGGAUUGUGAUGAUAACAGUGAGUAGAAAGUUUCCUCUGGGUGCUGCAUCUAGUGGACCAUAAAGCAAUUUGUGGUUUUGAUGCGCACGGUACAUUAAUGUGUAUGCUGCCAAGAGCAUCAAUGUUUAUAAACUUGGAGAGGCAGAGAAAUAGUGCUAUGAUUAGCGUUUUCUUAAUAUUACUUCAGUGAUAUGGUGCUAAUUCAUCUGCCGGCAUAAUUUUCCAAAAUUGGGCUUCUCAAACCUGUUAAGAAUUCAAAAUGCAUUAUUUGCUGGCAGUAUGAACAUGCACAUUUUUUAGUGUCUAUAAUUGAACAGCAUUUGCAAACUGUCUCCUUGAUUUAUGUAAGAGUUAAAAAUAUGUGAUUUUGUUGGGGUUUUUUAAUAUAUUGUGAACUAUGCUAGAAAGUAACUUUUUAAAUGGAUAAUCGUGAUAUUGUGGACUAAAUUUUAUGCAGAUGUUGAAUACAAUGUUGGCAGCUUUCCAUUCUGCAUUGUAUCAUCAUGGGAACUGAAAUAGAAUUUUAACUAUCUACAUAUAUGUAUAAAGCUUAAGCAAUGGUGUCUGCCCCAAAACAUCAGCCUGCAGUUUGUGGCUGAUUAGUAAUUUGAUUGAACACAAGUCCCUGUAUUUUUAGUGAGAACCAGGGUCACGAUUAUCUCAGUGUGAAGCCAAGGAAAUAAUGUAAAUUCACCAGAACAGUCGAGAUACAACAUGCAAAUGCAGAGACAUACCAUUAGUACACUCAGUGGAAACAACUUAGCUGAAUAGAAAAGAAGCACAAACUUUCAUACAGUUUAUCAGCUGCUGGGCAGAGUUCCAGUUGAACCCAGUCUUGAUAACUGACUAUGAUACAUUCCUCAGUACUGGAAGCUGUGCUUGGGCUAAAAUGUCAGUGUAAUCACUAUUCACGGAGUGAGAGUAUAAUGGGGGAUGCAAUAAACUAAUUAAUUGUAAAUAGUUGCAAGAGAAGAUUGAUAAAAUUGUUUCCACUGUUAUUGUGGACAUUAUUGAGAGCGUCCAAUGGCCCUGCAUUCCGCGGUAAUGUAAUUGUAUAAAUCAGUAAUGAACAAUUGGGCAUACGCUUAUGUGCCAGAAUAUAGUUUAAGAUACUUUGCAUUAGAAAAGGUUGAUUUUGCUUGUCAGUGGAAACUCCUAAUUACUGUACAUUAUUUAUGUUGCAAUUAUUAAUAAUUUUACCUGUAUAAGUGUUCUGUCUGAAAAAUCUAAAUACAACAGGAAUAUGCAAAGAA
Amblyraja radiata (thorny skate) is the source of this 3418-nucleotide messenger RNA. It is a transcript of the gene xkr4, whose product is annotated as XK related 4. The transcript is spliced from 3 exons. The record is from RefSeq and is a predicted model, not a curated record. Gene Ontology annotation, cellular component: plasma membrane. Gene Ontology annotation, biological process: engulfment of apoptotic cell; apoptotic process involved in development; phosphatidylserine exposure on apoptotic cell surface. The coding region runs from base 40 to 2109 and encodes 689 amino acids. Lineage: Eukaryota; Metazoa; Chordata; Chondrichthyes; Rajiformes; Rajidae.